GCGCCGGAUACAGGCGUCACACGGCUGCAGUCAGGUGAGAGGGGUCUCGGGGGCAUCCCCGGGAUUGGAGUCUAGAGCUCCCCACAGACAGACAUAGAGCAUGGAGAAUGAUGAAUUUCCGCCAGAGGAUGGGAUGGAUCGGCGUCGGCCUCUACCUCUUUUUGAGCGCUGCUGCCUUUUACUAUGUCUUUGAAAUCAAUGACACCUACAACAGACUGGCCCUGGAACAUGUGCAGGUAAAGCCUCAGGAGUCUCUGAGCCGGACCUCGUGGGCGCUCUCCCUGAAAGCGCGUCUGCUCUCCCUGCCGUUCUGGGUCUGGGCCGCCCUCUUUCUUAUACCCUAUUUCCAGGUGUUCCUCUUCCUCUACUCGUGCACGAGAGCCGACCCGAAGACCGUGGGCUACUGUAUAAUCCCCAUCUGCGUGGCCGUCAUCUGCAAUCGCCACCAGUCCUUCGUGAAAGCCUCCAAUCAGAUCAGCCGCUUGCAGCUGAUAGACACUUAGAUCUCGCCGAGCAAGAAGUAUCAUAUCGCCCGGGAAACGGACAUUGACUGCUUUUUUCCUUUUAUUUUUAACUCCUUUUCUGCUGGUUGGGCCAGCAAAGCAAUGCUGUUUCCAGGGCCGGCUGUCCGUCCGUCCGUUCUCGUGGGGCCUUCGGACUCUUUGGGGUUUUAUUGGAAUUAUUUCCCUUUGCUGCGUCACAGGAAGCCUUAACGAUUAAUGUAUUUAAACCUCAUCCAAAAAACCCCACGGAGCGGGGGUCCCGGGAUGCCUCUAUGCACUGCCUUGCUAUAAACCUUUUGCGGGAUUUAAAAUAAUUUAAUCCAA
Spea bombifrons (plains spadefoot toad) is the source of this 827-nucleotide messenger RNA. RefSeq names its product lysosomal enzyme trafficking factor (gene LYSET). NCBI's taxonomy places the organism in Eukaryota, Metazoa, Chordata, Amphibia, Anura, Pelobatidae. The record is from RefSeq and is a predicted model, not a curated record. The transcript has 2 exons. Bases 108 to 503 code for a protein of 131 amino acids.